Blepharisma stoltei is the source of this 2145-nucleotide messenger RNA. The record is from the annotation of a GenBank genome assembly. Lineage: Eukaryota; Ciliophora; Heterotrichea; Heterotrichida; Blepharismidae.
AUGUUCGAUAAUUGGUAUAAAGAAGAAUUUGAGAUCUCCGUCACAGCUUUUAAAAAUGCAGCCUAUUUCAUUGCUAUCACUUCGACUGUAUACAAAUUGAUUUUAGGAUUUUAUUUAGGCUUUGACUUUGUGUGGACAAUUCCAAGCAUUCUGAUGACCAUAACGAUUGUGCUUUCUAUUAUUAUGGUCAGGUCUAAUGUAAUAAAAUAUAAUCCAAUCUCAUCAGUAAUUGUAAUUUUUGCGACAGAAAUAAUGAAUUUUGGGCUUUAUUAUAUUUCCUUAUCUUUAAAAGAAGAAAACAAGGCAAUUAUCAUAAUAGAGUCAACAAUGGUUCUAUGCAUUCAAAAAUAUUUUGUCAAAAGUUUAUGGUUUCUCUUAUUUUUGAUAGGAAAACACGUCUUUAUAUGGCAUGGCUGAAAGCUUCUAUCAGGCCAAAUCUUAUUAUCAUCUCCUAAUGAAAUCUAUGGGCCAUUCCUUAUAAUUUUUAUUCAUAUUUAUGAAGAAUCCUAUAGAAGAUCAAAAAGCUUUGACCGAUACGCAUUUAGAAGAAAAUUAGAGCAAGCUGAAAAAAGCCUUGCAGUAAUUUUACAAGCUUUCCCAGAUGGAUUGAUUGUGUUCAACGAUGAAUUUAUUCCAACUUUUAUCAACGAUAAAAUGAUACUCUACGUUGGAGCAUCAUUAGAAAACGUCACAGCAAAGUUAAGGGGCUUGAAGUAUGUCGAAGGCAAAAAAUUUGAAAAUCAGUACUCUAACUCUGAAUUUUUAAUUGAUUGCCUGCAUUCAUUAAAGUCUUUGCCAAUUAAUAAUGAGCUGUCCUUAGGAAUAGUAAAAAUUGGGGCCAUUAAUUUAGAAUGAAAAGCCAAAAAAAUUCUGUGGAAAGAUCAAGAAGCGCUUUUAGUGAGUGCUAGCAAUGCCAAUCAGAUUAUAGAGCUUGAGCAAACUUCAGCACAAAAUAAAUACAAAACUCUGAUAUUAGGGUCAAUUUCAGAUGAAAUUAAAAAUCCAAUGACCGAAAUAUUAAAAUUAAUUGACCAGAUUUUUGAUGAUCAUGGAGAUAGAUUAGGAAGUGAACUUUUAGGGAAGCUGGUCCAAAUAAGAGUUUUCACCAACAUUUUAACUCAUUUUAUUAGUAAUUUGCUUGAUUUUUCUCAAAUUAUCCAAGAAGAAUUUAAAUUGCACAAGCAAGAAUUCAAUAUCCGGACUAUAUUGAGGGGAUGCUAUAAUUUAUAUAAUAUACUGGCUCAGAAGAAAAAUAUAAAACUGUCUUUAAGAAUAGACCCUGGCAUUCCUGAAAUUGUGAAUACGGAUUCCCAAAGAUUUUGCCAAAUAAUAAUAAAUCUUUUGAGCAAUGCUUUGAAGUAAUUUUUAUUUAGAUUUACCAACAGAGGACAAAUUGAACUGUGUGCUUUAUUGAAUAAAAAUAAUGGGCUUAAAAUUAUGGUUUCAGAUACAGGAAUUGGUAUACCAAAAGAAAGGCUUAAACAGCUGAAUUCGCCAUCAAUAGGUUAUUGCUGCAAUUAUUCACAGUCGGGAGAGCUUGGCUUGCAUAUUUCAAAAAUACUCGUCCAAAAGCUAGGAGGAUCUGGAGUUCAUAUUUCAUCGUCACUUUUUCAAGGCUCUGCUUUCUAUUUUACCUUGCAUUUAUUUGAGGGGUGCUCUUUUUUCAAUUCUCUUGACCAAAGUUUUGAAAAUUCAGUGUGUGAAGCUGAUUCUAUUAACUCUUUUCCACAGAAAAUAUAUAAUAAAAGCUCCCACCCUCAAGUCCUUAUUGUUGAUGAUAGUGAUUUCAGCAGAGAAGUUAUUGCAUCAUUUUUAAGGAAAAUAAAUGUUCCAUAUAUUGAAGCUUUAAGCGGAAAACAAGCAAUAAAACAAAUAUUGUGGCAAGAUGAUAGAAAAAAGCCGGUGAAAUUAGUAAUAAUGGACUGCGUUAUGCCAAGCCUAGAUGGGUGGGAAGUUUCGAAAAAAAUAAAAAAUCUGUAUCAAGAUAGAAAAAUAAGCUCGAUGCCGAAUAUUGUUGGGAUUACUGCAAAUCUGUCAGAUGAAAAUGUGAUUAAAUGCUAUUCAUCUGGGAUGAAAUUUUACAUAGCCAAGCCUAUUAACUCGGAUCUCAUUCUAAACACAGUUACUAAUUUUAUUAUUAUCUAG